UGGAGGGUAGAAGAUAUCAGUUCAGUGAGACGCGCGAGUUCGCAUCGGUCAGUUGUACACUAUCGCGUUUGUUCAAAAUGCUUUGGCAUUUGGAGGGAUUUUCCCCACUCUCGAGUGCGAUCUUAGCAUUAGUCCUUUUGUUAUCCUUGUGCAGUGCGCAACACUGGCCUUACGAUGACUACGAUAUUCAAGGCGGUGAAGUUGAGAUCGAAAACGAAGCACCAAACAACAACCGCUUAUACAAUAAUCCAGCUGCCACAGUGAUUCAGCAAAUUCCUAAAUUCGGAUUUCAACCGGCCCGUCCGGAUGAGUUGGUUGUACCCGGUUUGGGGAUGGUUCGCGGAAAAGUUGGCUACAAGAAUAUAAGUGGCAGACCAAUAAAUUCCUAUUUGGGCUUAAAAUAUGGAGUAGUUCGUCCUGGUUUGGGCAGGUUUCAACAAGCCACUAUUUAUAAAAACUACAAUAAUGAGCCAAUUGACGCAACACUAGUGGCGCCGCAUUGUCCACAGUUUCCGGAUUUAGUGACCAUAAUAGAAUCGGAAGCGCGCCGUGAAAAUGUUGACGAUUGCCUUUCACUAAAUAUUCAUGUACCUUCCUAUGCAAUUCGACCUCAGGGAAGAAGUCGACUUUUGCCUGUGAUGGUAUUUGUCCAUGGGGAAAUGCUAUUCGAUGGAGGAGCUGAAGAAGGCCAACCAGAUUAUUUCAUGGAAAAAGAUGUUGUCUUAAUAUCAAUAAAUUACCGUCUUGCACCAUUUGGCUUCCUUACAACACUCACAAAUGAAAUGCCCGGAAAUGUAGCUCUCGCCGACAUACAGUUGGCGCUAGAAUGGAUUCAACAAUACAUACGUGCUUUCGGCGGUGAUCCACUGCAGGUGACUGUAUUCGGUCAGGCGGGCGGAGCAACUUUAGUACACGCACUAAGUUUAAGUGACAAGGCACAAGGUCUAUUUCACAGAUUAAUUCUACAGUCAGGUACUGCCUUGAACCCAUUGUUUUUGGAACAAGAUGCUCUAUCCAUAGCGCGCAGUUUUGCUAAUUUGGCUCGUUGUCCGCGAACAAGCGCCCAAGAAAUACAAAAUCUUCAUAAUUGUUUUGAGCGUUUAAGCACCACAGAAAUUCUAAAAACCAUGAAGCGGCAUUAUGUAGAAAACGAACCCCGUGGCUUGCAUUUCAUGGGAGGCUUCAAGCUAAGUGUAGGAGAUACCCUUGGAUAUCUGCCCGUCCAUCCUGCGGCUUUGGUCUCCAAUCGUACAUUUCCAAUAAUAGUUGGAAUGGCCAAAGAUGCUGGAUCUUUUAUUUUGACUAGUUUUUAUGAUGAAUUAUCUCGCUUGCGUUCAAAUAACGUUUCCGACUACAUCAAUGUUGUGUUGAAACACACAGCACAGCCGCGAGAUUAUUUAGUCUGGAAGAACUUGGCAUUACGUGAAAUAUUUAAUGCAGAGGAAAUACGUAAUCCCACUUUACAUUCUUUGAUCCCAGGAUUACUAGAGCUUACUAAUUUAAUUUUAUACCGUGCUCCAAUAAUUGACACGAUUAGAUUCACUUACAAGAAAGCUCCAACAUAUUUAUAUUCUUUCGACUACCGAGAAUACCAUCGUUUUGGUCAUUUGAAAAACCCACUUCCAUUUGAAACUGACGCUACACUUAGCGAUGAUAACAUUUAUCUCUUCCCAUACCCGAAAGAAGUGAGCAUUUUAAAUGCAAAAGACCGCGCUUUAUCACGCGAAAUCGUUACUAUGUGGACCGACUUUGCAACGUCUGGUGUUCCUAAUAAUGUCGAAGGCGUCUGGCCCAAUGUCACUAAUGGGAUAGGUCCAUUCUUGAGAAUUGUCAAUUUUAAAGCUUCAACGUUGGAAUUGGAUUAUCAUUUUGGAGAUGGAAUUCCAGUACCAAAUUUAUAUCCUGAGUACUUUACAAACACAACAUCGACAACCACAACCACAACAACCACUACACCAAGACCCUAUUUAAAUCAUCCUUCUUAUACGACUUAUUAUCCACAAUAUAACUCAAAUUAUAGGCAAAGCUAUCAGCAGCCAGACAAUUAUCAUUAUAGAUCACGUACAACCGUACUAAAUGGAAUGAACCAGUCGUAACUCUUUGGGCGUGAAAGCCAAUAUUAUUCUUAAGUUUCAAAUGUAAUUGUAUGUCUUGAAAAUAUGUACGUAUACGAAGAAAAAGGGCUAAAUACGAGUAGAAAUAUACGGAUAUAGAGAUGGUUCAAAAAAUUAUAAAAAAAAAAAUUUCAAGGCAAA
Bactrocera neohumeralis is the source of this 2255-nucleotide messenger RNA. RefSeq names its product glutactin. Lineage: Eukaryota; Metazoa; Arthropoda; Insecta; Diptera; Tephritidae. The record is from RefSeq and is a predicted model, not a curated record.